AUGUGGCGGCGGGGCGCGGCCUGGGCGCGGGGCUACCGGAGUGCGGGCGGCGCUGCCCCCGGGCCCUCGGCGGGCGGGAUCGGGCCCCGCGCCCCGCCCGGGCCCCGCGGCACUGCCGGCCAUAAACUUCUGAUAAAGAAAGAUGAUAGAAAGAGAGUUAUAUGCAUCGAGGGGAACAUUGCAAGUGGGAAAACAACGUGCCUGGAUUAUUUUGCACAAACUACCAGCAUUGAGGUUUUGAAAGAACCUUUGAUGAAGUGGAGGAACGUUCGUGGUCAUAAUAUCCUGGGUUUAAUGUACCAAGAUGCUUCCAGAUGGGGGAUAACGUUACAGACUUAUGUCCAGCUGACCAUGUUGGAGCAGCACACCAGACCAAUGACUUCUCCAGUCCGAAUGAUGGAGAGAUCAAUUCACAGUGCAAAACACAUCUUUGUGGAAAAUUUGUACAGAAGUGGAAAAAUGCCAGAGGUGGAUUAUGCUGUGCUAAGUGAAUGGUUUGACUGGAUCAAGAACAACAUCGAUGUUUCAGUGGAUUUAAUAGUUUAUCUGCAGACAUCUCCUAAAGUUUGUUAUGAGAGGUUAAAAACACGAUGCAGAGAAGAAGAAAAGAUCAUUCCUCUGGAAUAUUUAGAAGCUAUUCAUGAGCUCUAUGAAGAAUGGCUCAUUAAACGUGCACUGUUUGAAGUUUCCUGCCCAGUGCUUGUUAUUGGAGCUGACCAUGACAUGCAGAAAAUGAUAGAAACGUAUGAAGAAAAACGGGACCAAAUACUAAACCCAUCCAACAGACAACACCAUUUAUAGGAGCCUGUGAUUGUUGUACCAAAUACUGUUUAUGAAGUCUGAUUUGGUAUUUUUAAUAUUUAAAUAUAACUAGUUUUGGUUUUGCACUAUGCUUUGUAGAAUGUUGUGGACUUAUGGCUAUGAAAUGUUCAGGUUCAAGUCAGGAACAGAAUAUAAACCAAUCCCUUUUUGUGUUUUUGGGUUCUCCAUCAGCUUUACUGUGUCAGAUCUCUUCAGCUAAAAUAUGGCUGUUUCCCCUAUUUCCCACUUCACUGCUGCUUCCUAGAAGUAACUUAAGUUUCUUCUUUAUUUUUCCCUAAAGACAACCCUGGUUUUGUAAUUUAAAAUAAAUGAUUUGUUACUACCUGCCUCUGAA
This is a messenger RNA of Lepidothrix coronata (blue-crowned manakin), 1156 nucleotides long. It is a transcript of the gene TK2, whose product is annotated as thymidine kinase 2, mitochondrial. Gene Ontology annotation, biological process: nucleobase-containing compound metabolic process. The transcript is spliced from 10 exons. Gene Ontology annotation, cellular component: cytoplasm; mitochondrion. The record is from RefSeq and is a predicted model, not a curated record. NCBI's taxonomy places the organism in Eukaryota, Metazoa, Chordata, Aves, Passeriformes, Pipridae. The coding region runs from base 1 to 801 and encodes 266 amino acids. Gene Ontology annotation, molecular function: deoxynucleoside kinase activity; ATP binding.